AGCUGAUGUACAGAGUGGACAUGGUGACAUGGAACCAGUACCUGCGCUGGGGGGUCGUCUACAUCCGGCUGCACAGCGGCAGGAACGUCACAGAGGCCCGAAUAGACCAGUGAGUCUUUCUGCUG
This is a messenger RNA of Haplochromis burtoni (Burton's mouthbrooder), 125 nucleotides long. RefSeq names its product lipase member H-like. The record is from RefSeq and is a predicted model, not a curated record. NCBI's taxonomy places the organism in Eukaryota, Metazoa, Chordata, Actinopteri, Cichliformes, Cichlidae. Gene Ontology annotation, biological process: lipid metabolic process. Gene Ontology annotation, molecular function: lipase activity.